Molecule: messenger RNA, 2115 nt
Organism: Periophthalmus magnuspinnatus
Lineage: Eukaryota; Metazoa; Chordata; Actinopteri; Gobiiformes; Gobiidae
Product: solute carrier organic anion transporter family member 4A1-like
Exons: 12
Coding region: 1-2115 (704 amino acids)
Biological process (GO): transmembrane transport; sodium-independent organic anion transport
Cellular component (GO): membrane
Molecular function (GO): protein binding
Source: RefSeq, a predicted model, not a curated record
AUGUCUGGGCUGCAGAAUACAGACGCCUCCUCUAGCUCCAAACAGGAGCACUUGGACCUGCAGGACUACACUCCUGAUGGAGAUACUGGUGUCUCUGCUCAUGUUUUCACUGGAGACACGUCCUUCCAGGGAAACAGUCCAAAGGAGCAGGACUCAGACCUGCUGUGUGGCUGGGGGUCUCUGAAGCCCAAAGCUAUCCAGGUGUUCAACACUCCUUGCUGGAUUCUCAUCUUUCUGUCUAUGGCCUCUUUCCUCCAGGGUCUGAUCAUAAAUGGUUUUACCAGCACUGUAGUGACUUCUAUCGAGAAACGCUUUGACCUGAGCAGCUCCCAGACCGGCCUCAUCAUCAGCGCCUACGACAUUGCUUCCUGUGUUUGCCUGCCUUUUUCCAGUUACUUUGGGGGGAAUGGGCACAAGCCUCGCUGGCUGGGCUGGGGCAUCCUGAUCAUGGGUUUGGGGUCUCUUGUGUUUGCCCUUCCUCACUUCACCACACCUUCGUACCAGGUCACUGCUCUAGAGAGGUCAGACCUGUGUUCAGCCAACAGCUCCGACUUGCCCCAUGACCAGGCCGGGGGCGAACUGUCCAACUACUACCUUGUGUUCAUGUUGGGGCAGAUUUUACAAGGCAUCGGCACGACGCCGCUUUACACUUUGGGGUUCACUUUUCUGGAUGAGAAUGUCAAUGCAGUCAAAGCACCAAUUUAUAUGGGCUUCUUCUAUUCAAUGGGCAUGAUUGGCCCAGGAGCUGGUCUACUGUUGGGCGGGUACCUCCUCAGCUUUUACUCUGAGACAACAGUGAACACAGACAUGACUCCAAGCAGUCCUCAGUGGGUGGGGGCCUGGUGGAUCGGCUUCGUCUGUGGUGGAGCUCUGUGUCUUCCAGUGGGCUUUGCUGUUCUGGGGUAUCCAAAAAAACUACCAGGCUCCCAGGAGACCAGCGCCACAAGUGAGGCUCCCGAGGGCAAAGAAGGCAAAGAGGGCACAGAGGCAUCAAAGCCAAAGUUUGGACAAGCUCUCCAAGACAUGUCAAAGUCCCUUCUCCUUCUCUGUUCAAAUGCCACUUUCAUGUGUCUGUGUUUGGCUGGAGCCCCAGCGGCUGGGAUUAUAGCAAUUUUAGGUGCGUUUAUGCUCAAGUUCUUUGAGUCACAGUUUGGAAUCAAUUCUUCAGACGGAGCAGUGCUUCUUGGUAUAAUAGCCAUUUUAACCCCAGGAAGCGGGACUUUCCUUGGCAGCUACUUUGUGAAAAGAUUUAAACUGCAAAUUCGAGGCAUGAUCUGGUUCUGCCUCGUCUGCACAUUGAUAGGAAUACUUUUAUUUUUAAUCUUCCUAAUGCACUGCCCAAAUGUUCCCUUGGCCGGUGUAACUAUGCCAUACGCCACACAUCAGCAGGAGGACCAAGUAAUGGAGACGGUCACCACCAGUCUACAGCAGCUGAAGAGCUCGUCUCUGGAUGAGCAGCUCUCGGCUCAGUGUAACAGUAACUGCAGCUGUGACAGACUCUUCAGCCCUGUGUGUGGAGCAGAUCACCGCAUGUACUUCUCUCCCUGCUACGCUGGCUGCACCUCCAUCAACCUCACCUCCACUGGAAAGGUGUACACAGACUGCAGUUGUGUUCUUGGUAAUGUCUCCUGGGGUCAUGAGGGCUUGGCCAUAGCAGGACGGUGUGAAACCUCCUGCUCCUUUGCUCCUGUCUUUAUGAUCAUCUCCGCCUUCACAUUCUUCCUCCUCACCUUCUGCUACAUACCAGCCAUCACCUCCAUUCUCAGGUGUGUUCCAGAGGAGCAGAAGUCUUUUGCUCUGGGAAUCCAAUGGAUCCUUGUGCGCACUUUGGGUGCUGUCCCUGGCCCCAUAGUGUCUGGGGCGCUGAUUGACCAGGCCUGUCUCCUGUGGCAGAAGGACGACCAUGGCUCCUGUUUAGUCUAUGAAAACUCAAAGCUGAGUCUGUUCUUUCUCAUCGGCUGUGUUGGAUACAGGAUCGUAGGGGCAGUGUUUUAUAGUUUAGCCCUUGUGUUUUACCGGCCCCCUCCUCAUCCUCCUCUGGUCUGUCCAGAGACCGCUCACUGUGGAGAUACACCAGAGGAUGGCGCCAGAGUCAAGCAGCAAACUGGAUUAUGA